UCCGUCUCCCCGCGCUCCUGGCGCGUUGUCUGUCUCCUUCUGCAUCCUCCCCGCACUCCGCGGGCUGAAGCGCCACCGCCGACCGACUGUCACUUCCGCCCCACCAGCACCUGGGACAGCAAAGAGCUAGGAUGACAUGAGAGACUGGACUGUGUACCACCCAAGAGACAUUCUUAGUAGGAAAACUAAUCCGCAGAGAGACUGAAGUGACUUUCAAGAUGGCCAAAGAGGAACCCCCAAGUACUUCUAGGGAUUUACAGGAGCUGCAGAGGAAGCUGUCUUUGCUGAUAAAGUCCUUCCAAAAUAACUCAAAGGUGGUUGCCUUUAUGAAGUCCCCAGUGGGUCAGUACCUGGACAGACAUCCUUUCCUGGCCCUCGCGGUGCUGGUGUUUGUCGCCAUGUCAGCCAUUCCGGUCGGGUUCUUCCUGCUCUUUGUGGUGCUUACUUCACUGCUUGCUCUCGUGGGAGUUGUAUUACUGGAAGGACUGGUCAUCUCUGUGGGGGGCCUCGCCCUGCUUUGUGUCCUCUGUGGCGUGGGCUUUGUGUCACUCACCCUGUCUGGAAUGAUCCUAGUGACCUACAUGGUGGCCUCCAGCUUCAUCAGCUACUGGUUUUCUCCCAGACCACUGACACAGCAAAACCCCAGUGUCAUCUUUCAGCUGUCCACAGACCUCGAGGGCUUACACCAGGAAUGACGAGUUGCUGGAACCAGAGAUUGUUUCUCUUCAUCUCAGGAAAAUUGUCGGGUCACACUCACCGCCUUGGGGUUAUGGCUAAGAGAAAGGAGCUGGGUAAAAUGUGUUUCAUGGGGCCUCUAGCUUCUUUACUUACUGUGUACAAAAUUGUGCUAUGGCCCAGAUGGACUCUUGCCCAUGACUCUCCAGUAUACAAUCUUGAUGUUGGCAGGGUCUAAGCAUUUUUUCUUCCCACGGCUUAAUCUCAGGACCUGGCACCGUCCCCUUUCUUUUUUCUUUUCUU
This is a messenger RNA of Dipodomys ordii (Ord's kangaroo rat), 978 nucleotides long. It is a transcript of the gene Ldaf1, whose product is annotated as transmembrane protein 159. The transcript has 5 exons. The record is from RefSeq and is a predicted model, not a curated record. The coding region runs from base 219 to 695 and encodes 158 amino acids. Lineage: Eukaryota; Metazoa; Chordata; Mammalia; Rodentia; Heteromyidae.